CUCAGGAGCUGAUCACUGAAACUUCGAGGGAAAGAAAAAUAAACUCCAAAUCUCUCCGAUGACAUCUUCUCUAUCGCCACCGGAGGUUCCCAAUGAGCUUUACGUAGUCAACCGCGAGAAGCUCAUCAAAUCUCUGCGAGCCCAUCUAUCGUCUUCCUCGCGUCCCCAUCAAGGCUUCGUCUUCUUGCAGGGGGGUGAGGAGCAAAGUCGAUACUGCACUGAUCAUGAUGAUCUGUUCAGACAGGAGAGCUAUUUUGCCUACCUGUUUGGGGUAAAAGAGCCUGGAUUCUAUGGAGCUAUUGAUGUAGCAACUGGGGAUUCAAUGCUCUUUGCACCUAGAUUACCAGAUUCCUAUGCAGUUUGGUUGGGAAAAAUAAAACCUCUAUCCCACUUCAAGGAAAAAUAUAGGGUCAAUAAGGUCUUUUAUACCGAUGAAAUUGUACAUGUGUUGCUUGAUCUCUAUAAAGAAAAGGGAAAUCCCUUAUUGUUUCUUCUGCAUGGACUGAACACCGACAGCAAUAAAUUGUCCAAACCCGCUGAUUUCCAGGGUAUUGACAGAUUUAAGAUAGAUAUGAACACAUUACAUCCUAUUUUAGCCGAAUGUCGUGUUAUAAAGUCAGAUUUGGAGCUUGCUCUCAUCCAGUUUGCCAAUGAUAUAAGCUCUGAAGCUCAUAUUGAGGUUAUGAAGAAUAUAAAAGUGGGUAUGAAAGAGUAUCAAUUAGAGAGCAUGUUUCUUCAUCAUACAUACUUUUUUGGUGGUUGCAGACAUUGUUCAUAUACAUGUAUUUGUGCUACCGGUGAAAAUAGUUCUGUUCUCCAUUAUGGGCAUGCAGCAGCUCCAAAUGACAAGAUACUGCAAGAUGGAGAUAUGGCCCUGCUUGAUAUGGGAGCUGAGUACCACUUCUAUGCUUCAGAUAUAACUUGUUCCUAUCCUGUGAAUGGGAAAUUCACUCCUGACCAAGCUCUCAUUUAUAAUGCUGUCCUUGAUGCUCAUGAUGCUGUUAUAUCUACUUUGAAACCUGGAAUUUGUUGGGUUGACAUGCACAAGUUAGCAGAAAAAGUAAUAUUAGAGUCAUUGAAGAAAGGGAACCUAUUAGAGGGUGAUGUUGAGACAAUGAUGGGUGAGAGAUUGGGUGCUGUGUUUAUGCCUCAUGGUCUGGGCCACUUCCUUGGUAUUGAUACUCACGAUGUUGGGGGUUACUUGAAGGGAGCAGAGAGACCCAAAGAACCAGGAUUGAAUUCUCUACGUACCAGCAGGGAACUCUCCGAGGGAAUGGUGAUAACAGUGGAACCUGGAUGCUACUUCAUUGAGGCAUUACUACUCCCUGCAAUGGAAUCCUCAAAAACAUCCAAGUUUUUCAAACACGAGGAGAUCAACAGAUUCAGAGGAUCCGGUGGUGUUAGAAUUGAGAGUGAUGUGCGGAUUACCGCGAAUGGGUGCAUAAACAUGACCAAGUGCCCUCGAAAGAUUGAAGACAUUGAAGCUGUGAUGGCAGGCGCUCCGUGGACUAUCGAUUAAGCAUGAAACAUUACUCGUGUAGAGUUGUCGUUGUUGGUCACAGCCAAUUGGUUUGGUUGUGUUAUUUACUUCAUUUAGACCGGUUGCUGGAGGAUGGUAACUACUAACUAGUGUAUUUUAGUGGCUAUUUUUUUUAGUUUUUUUUUUUUAAAAAAACUUGGAGUGGAGUAAAGGUUUGAAUUUCUU
Messenger RNA from Cuscuta campestris, 1705 nucleotides. Lineage: Eukaryota; Viridiplantae; Streptophyta; Magnoliopsida; Solanales; Convolvulaceae. The record is from the annotation of a GenBank genome assembly.